AUGUCACAUUUCUCUGAAUAUAAGGACACAAUCCAGCCGGGAGACUUGGCACUAGUAUGGAUAACGAGAGACAAUAUUAAACCCCUAACAAUUACUCCUGGGGAAGCUUUUAAUACCCGUUAUGGUUCCUUUCCUCAUGACGAUAUGAUUGGUAAGCCUUAUGGAUCGCAAAUAGCCGUGAGGACAAAAGGUUCAGACCGGUUUGGUUUCAUUCACGUCCUCCAACCGACUCCAGAAUUGUGGACUUUAUCCCUACCCCAUCGAACACAAAUUGUUUACACACCAGAUUCAUCAUAUAUUAUGCAGCGCCUGCAAUGCGGACCAAAGUCUCGCGUAAUCGAAGCCGGCACUGGCUCUGGUUCCUUUUCUCAUGCAUUUGCGAGAUCUGUUGGCCAUCUAUUUUCUUAUGAAUUUCAUGAAGUGAGAUAUGAACAAGCUAGAAAAGAAUUCGAAGAACAUGGACUACUGGCAGACGGUAACGUUACAAUAACUCAUAGAGACGUUUGUCUGGACGGAUUCACCAUCAAAACUGGAGAUAAAACCACGUUCAAAUUAGAUGGAACUUCUGGUAGGGAUAGCGCAGAGAUUGGUGCUGAUGCUAUCUUCUUAGAUCUACCGGCACCAUGGGACGCUAUUCCGCACUUAGAUGAUGUGAUAACUCCAGAUGCCAAGGUAAGGUUGUGCUGCUUCUCGCCCUGUAUUGAACAAGUUGACAAAACCCUUGAGGUUUUGGAGAAAUUUGGCUGGACUGAUGUUGAGAUGGUUGAAAUUCAAGGAAGACAAUAUGAAUCGAGAAGACAAAUGGUAAGACGGCUCGACGAUGCUUUGGAAAGGCUGAGAGAUGUACGCCAACGUAAGCAACAGGGUGUAGAAAGACGGAAGAGAAUGUACAGCAAGCUUCUGAAUAAUGAGGAAGAGACCUCCGAUGUUAGACCGACAACUACUAAAGCUCAAUUCAAUCCUUUCGGGAAAGGCUCUAGAGUAAAAGAAGGUGAUACAAACUUUCAGUGGAAAGAAGUGUCCAAAAUUGAACCAGAAAUAAAAUCUCACACAUCUUACUUGACUUUUGCUUCGAAGAUUAUGAAGAAGGAAAGGAAUGAAGAGCUCACAGCUCAGAUAAUAGAACAACACAAAUAUGUUAAUCCAGAUUCAUCACAACCAAGUAAAAGGGAGAAGAAGAGACAGGCGAAGAAAUAA
Messenger RNA from Lachancea fermentati, 1197 nucleotides. The record is from the annotation of a GenBank genome assembly. NCBI's taxonomy places the organism in Eukaryota, Fungi, Ascomycota, Saccharomycetes, Saccharomycetales, Saccharomycetaceae.